Messenger RNA from Gongylonema pulchrum, 243 nucleotides. The record is from the annotation of a GenBank genome assembly. NCBI's taxonomy places the organism in Eukaryota, Metazoa, Nematoda, Chromadorea, Rhabditida, Gongylonematidae.
AUGCGCCCCAUUUGUACUGAAGAAGAAUACAGUGAACUGGCUGAACUGGCCGAGAAUUUUGGGCGCGGUGUUGGACGUCGCUUGCAGUGGUACUUGAUUGUCAAGUCUUUCCUUUCGAUCAAUUACGUCUCGGACUGGUGGGAGGAAUUUGUUUAUCUAAGACAGCGUUCUCCAAUCAUGAUCAAUAGGUAUGUCUGGAAAUUAAACAAAGCUGUCCAGUGGUUCUCCGAUCCGAAAUGUUAG